Messenger RNA from Opisthorchis viverrini, 962 nucleotides. RefSeq lists its product as hypothetical. Lineage: Eukaryota; Metazoa; Platyhelminthes; Trematoda; Opisthorchiida; Opisthorchiidae. The transcript is spliced from 6 exons. The record is from RefSeq and is a predicted model, not a curated record. Gene Ontology annotation, cellular component: Fanconi anaemia nuclear complex; FANCM-MHF complex; vacuolar proton-transporting V-type ATPase complex. Bases 26 to 865 code for a protein of 279 amino acids. Gene Ontology annotation, molecular function: proton-transporting ATPase activity, rotational mechanism; chromatin binding; protein heterodimerization activity. Gene Ontology annotation, biological process: replication fork processing; proton transmembrane transport; resolution of meiotic recombination intermediates.
ACCACACUGUUUUGGGCGCCAGAGGAUGACGUCCAGGAACGACGGGAUACAGCUGCUGUUGCAGGCUGAGAAGAGUGCCAGCGAAAAGGUGAAUGAAGCUAAGCGACGAAAGGCCAAAAGACUGAAAGAGGCCAAAAUCGAAGCGCAGGCGGAAAUUGACGCAGAGCGUGCAGAGAGGGAACGCCAUUUCAAAAUGAUAGAAGAGCGCGUACUUGGUCGACGUUCGGAGAUUGAAGCCCAGAUCAAGAAGCUCACCGACGAAAUCAUCGCCACUCAAUCUGCGUCGGUCAAGCUACACAAGGAAGAUGCGAUUGAUCUACUGAUGAGUCUUGAGCACAAGGCUGAAUUGCAUUAUAAAUGCACAAAAAUUGCCGAAGAGGUAGCUAAAGCCCAGAACUGUACUAUCGAUUUGGAAAUUGUCUGUCUGGCUACGGAGCUACUUUUCCGAUUCCAUCAGGUGUUGGCCACGGAUUUAGAAACGUUUGCGAAACACGCGAAAAGAACCACUAUCAAUAUGGAUGACGUGCUUUGUUUUGUUCGUCGCAAUCCACAAUUGCUGCCAUGCCACCCGAAGGUUGCACGAGGGCUGGGAUACUGCCAGGUUGCCCAGGCCCGGACAGGGGAUGUCGAGAGGCAUAGGUCGGGUUCGACCACAGACCUUCCAGUGCAGUUGAUGAGUGAUUUUCACAAGCAACAGACCACCGCGAAGAAGCAACCCGGUGUGGUGGUGCCACCAACUACGUCUGCGGGUACCGACUCCAAAAAUCCCGAACAGCCUCCCUCGAAGGAUAGUGAGACAAAAACCGAUGUCCACUCACCAGAUUCUGCACACAGCCUCACCGAAUGGUUUAUGGACCUAGAGUGACACCUUUCGUCUCCAGAUGAAUUGUUCUUUGCCGUCGCUCUACUUUUGUAUUCACUCUCCUCGUCAUGCAUCUUCUUUCCAAAACGGUAUAUGUCCC